Molecule: messenger RNA, 2859 nt
Organism: Didymodactylos carnosus
Lineage: Eukaryota; Metazoa; Rotifera; Eurotatoria; Philodinida; Philodinidae
Source: the annotation of a GenBank genome assembly
AUGAGUGACAUUUCUUUCUCAGAAAAGCAUUCGUUAUUUAACUAUAUUUCAGAAAAAACAGUUUUUGAUGAAAAUGAACAAUUAAAUGAAACUGAAUUUUUAACAAUUCUUUUUGAUUAUUGUUUAUUACGAUUUGUUAAUCAAGAUAUUUGUUCGUUGCACUCAAACACCAUACAUGCGAGAGAAAUAUUUUCUGAUGCAUUACAAUGGUCUAAUGGAUUUGUAGCAAAACUAAGUGGUAGCCGCUUGACUGGUCUCGUUGAACAGUACUAUGUGAAAGCCGUUGAUGAUGAAAUGUCCAUGGUUACGGGAGAUACAGAUAUUAUGUUCGAGCCAAAAGAAGUAUUCAUAUCAGAUUUGGAUACUGAAUCAUCAUCUCAAAUUGGAUAUGCUCGCCCAUGUCCAUUUUCCGGUUUUUACUAUAUUGAAUACAAUGAGAAAUGUAAAUUUCCACUACUCUCCGAAGUUUUAGAAGAACAUAAUGGGAAACGUUAUAUUUCAAGCAAGAAAUUAACCGAUAUUAUACACAUAGAAUUCUCAAAGUAUGAUGAUCAAGGACCAAUACUUUGUGAACUGCAUGGACCAGCAAUUUCAGCCACACCGAAAGACGGAACACCUGCAUUAUGUGAUUAUGUAUUUUCAUGGAAUAUGGCACAUAUUCCCUAUGAUAUCCGCUAUGAUUGGCAAGAGCGUUCUAAACAAUGGCCAUCGAUUGAUAUUGUAGAAGUUAUUUCUAAAUCAUCGUGUCAUUUAGUACCGAAACGAAUAGGAAACGAUAAUUUGAUGUGGCGUUUAUCAUUGAGUUUUCCCGAACUUCUUUUGACAAAUUCAUUUCAAGACAAGCAAAAGAAAUGCUACACUCUUUUAAAUGCUAUUGUACAAGAGUUAGCCCCCGGCGUAUUGUCAUCCCAUCAUAUUAAAACAUUUUUUUUCACUUAUUUGGAAAAGCACAAUUCUACGUUUAGUACAAAAGAUCAAAUAUCACUUCUACUCGAAAUGAUUCAAGCUUUAUCAAAUAUAUUGAAAACUCACACGAUGCCUAAUUACUUUUUAUCAAAACUCAAUAUGUUGGAAUUUGUAUCAGAUAAAAAUUGUCAACAUCUUAUAGUACAAUUAGAAUUAUUUAUUAAGAAACCAAUUGUGAUGAUGAUUACUAUGGAGAAAAAUUUUAAACAAUUUGCAAAUAUCUUAGAUGUUCCUGUUCCAAAUGAUUUACACUUAAUGUCUAAUGGUUUUUAUUCAAAACAUACAAUAUUGAAUUGGUAUUUCAAGUCAUUAUUUAAAUUUGCAUCAGUUAUCGAAGACUCAAUGAGAUUAAUAUAUUUUGAGAAACUUGUUCAUCUAUCAAUAAAACAUUUUCCAUCCACAAGUGAAUGGUGUUCAACGGUCGAAAAUUUACUAUUUAUGUGGUUAUCUAUGACAUUUACAAAGUCAUUAGUUAAACAAUUACCAGAAUAUUUUGAACAGAACAUUGAAUUUGAGCGAAAUACAACAAUUAAUGAAAAUUGGUUGUAUAAUAAUGUUUUAGAGCCAAUAACAUUAGUGUUCAAUAUCUUAAGUAACGAUAGUAAUGAAUAUAGUAAUAUCCUUGAUAACGAACAGUCGUCAAGUGAUUCAGACUGCCAAGAAUGCGAUAAUAGUAUGGAAAUUACCCAACAACAUCCGACGGUAGUUGAUGACAGUGCAGAUGAUAUUAUUGAUCUACCAGUUCUGAAGAAAAAUGGCAAUCCGAAUAAUUCAGAUGAUUACUUUUGGUUACCUGUCCAUCAAUUUCGUUUAGGAGAAAUAAUCGAGAUUAUGCUUGAAACCGUUUCAAUUGUACUACUUUAUAAAAAUGAUAUUCAAACAAUAAUCGAUCGUUUAUGUUUAUUUGGUUUAAAAAAUGAUCUAUUGUCCACCGCGUUUCACAAUUGUGCGUGUCAUAAAUGUCUUUCAACAUGUGAAUUGAAACGUCUUUUAUUUGCCGUAGAUAAAAAUGAUCCAGUAAGUGUUAAUCUUUCUUGUGAUCAUAUACAUAAUUUAAAACAAAAUAUAAAUAUCUCAUUUGAACAUGCAAAUAUAUUUUUUAAUGCGUCAUUAAAAUUACGACCUGAUUCAAUAACAACAAGAACAGAAUUUGGCUACUCAUAUUAUUUUUUAUUUGGAAAAUAUAUAGAAGCAAUUGAUGUUAUGUUAUCUGUUAUAAAUGUACAAAUAACUGAUGAACAUCUUUCAAAUAGUUUAUUCUAUUCAAAAACUGACGUUACUUGUCCAAUUGUAACAUAUCUACGUAUUAAACUACACAAAGAAGAUAUGAUAUUUAAUCCAAUAGUCAUUGCUUACUAUACACUGUUUCAAUCUUAUAGAAUGGUUAAUAGAUGGAAUGAUGCAGAAAAAUACAUUGAUGAUUUCGAGAAAAUCUGUAAAGACGAACGUAAUCAGUCUAAAUCAAAUUCCUAUAUACUAUUAGCAACUGCUUACAUGUGUAUUGGUAAUUUAGAAACAGCCUAUAAUAUACUACAACAAUAUAAUAGUAAAGAUAUGAUAAUGGAUCAAUUGUAUUCAUUAUGUGGUAUAUGUGUGAAAAUUCUUGUACCUUUAACGCAUGUAAACGAUCUAAUUGAAAAUGGUGUUGUCAUUAUAUUACCAUAUCGACGUUCAGAAUGUGGUGACGACGAUGAAGAAUUGAAUCUUAAACCAUCGUUAAUUACGGGUCCAUCUUUUAAUCAAAUCUUUUCAACGUCAACGACUUGUGCUAUAUUAUUGAGACAUGGAUAUGAUUGCUAUAAAAGCAAACCAUGGCUCAUAAAUGAAUUAACGAUUAUUGAUGAACUAGAAAAGUGGAUGAGUCGUUUACCACCAGUUCAAAUGUAUUAUUAA